Molecule: messenger RNA, 985 nt
Organism: Ectocarpus sp. CCAP 1310/34
Lineage: Eukaryota; Phaeophyceae; Ectocarpales; Ectocarpaceae
Source: the annotation of a GenBank genome assembly
UGCUGCUGCUGCUGCUGACGUGGGAUUCGAUUCGGUGGUAAAAGCAUACAUCACAUGUGGUCGUCAGCAUGGGCGACGCUGACGGGCAUGAGCCUGCUUGUAGCAGCAGCGUCGCGGUGUUGGGUGUGUGAGGCCUUCGUACCGUCGACCGCAGCGCGGGCAGCGGCAUUAGCGGCGACGACCGGGCAGAAACAGCAGAAUUUACAGCUGCGGCGACGGUCGGACGUUACCCUGGCAGCAGCGACUCGCAGGGAUGUGGUGCGGAUGCCAAGCUCGGAGCCGAUGGUUCCCUACACGCGCGAAGGGUCGACGGUGGCCACGUGGAUGCCAGUGAGCCAGUGCCUCCAGCAGUCGCGCAUCAUCAUGGUGGGGAAGUUUAUCGAUGAGGAGUACGCGAAUCAGCUGAUCGCCAUGCUCCUGUACCACGAAAAGAACGACCCGAACAAGAAGAUCUCCCUCUACUUCAACUGCCCGGGCGCGUUGAUCCGCCCCGCCCUGGCCGUGUACGACACGCUAAUGCACAUGGGCCCCGAGCUGUCGACGCUUAACCUUGGGCUGGCGACGGGCAUGGUUUCUUUCCUUUGCGCCGCGGGGAAGCGGGGGCAGAGGUACGCCCUGCCCAACUCGCGGUUCUUGAUGCAGCGGACAGGAAUGGAGGACCCGUACCAGGGGCAGGCGUCGGACAUCGGGGUGGAGGUGGGUGCAAAACGUGAUGAGGGGCAACGCUAAGAUGGAAGAGGCCCUGCAGCGGAUAACGGGGCACACGGUGGCCAAGAUCCACGAGGACUUCCAGCGCGACUUUUACCUUUCUUCCGCGGAGGCCGUGCAGUACGGCAUCAUCGACGAGGUGCUCUUGCCGAGGGAGAAGACGCGCCAGGACAUGUACAAGGAGCGCGGGAUCAUGGGAGGCCCAAGGGUACUCAACGACGAGCCAGAUUUCGGUACUUUUGGCGGCGAGGGCCAGCGGUACGGGGACAAAACCGGG